Molecule: messenger RNA, 1272 nt
Organism: Herpailurus yagouaroundi (jaguarundi)
Lineage: Eukaryota; Metazoa; Chordata; Mammalia; Carnivora; Felidae
Gene: GNB4
Product: G protein subunit beta 4
Exons: 9
Coding region: 48-1070 (340 amino acids)
Biological process (GO): signal transduction
Molecular function (GO): protein binding
Source: RefSeq, a predicted model, not a curated record
UGACAGUUGCUUUCACUUCUUAAUUUCUGAGGUAAACAAGUUAAAGGAUGAGUGAACUGGAACAGUUGAGGCAGGAAGCUGAACAACUUCGGAAUCAGAUCCAGGAUGCCAGGAAAGCAUGUAAUGAUGCAACACUUAUUCAGAUCACAUCAAAUAUGGAUUCCGUGGGUCGAAUACAGAUGCGAACGAGACGUACGCUGAGGGGUCACCUAGCUAAAAUCUAUGCGAUGCAUUGGGGAUACGAUUCAAGGUUACUCGUCAGUGCUUCUCAAGAUGGAAAAUUAAUUAUUUGGGAUAGCUAUACAACAAAUAAGAUGCACGCUAUUCCUCUGAGGUCCUCCUGGGUGAUGACCUGUGCCUAUGCACCCUCUGGUAAUUAUGUUGCAUGUGGAGGACUGGACAACAUCUGCUCUAUAUAUAACUUAAAAACCAGAGAGGGAAACGUGAGAGUGAGCCGAGAGUUACCAGGUCACACAGGCUACUUGUCCUGCUGUCGAUUUUUAGAUGACAGCCAAAUUGUCACAAGUUCAGGAGAUACAACUUGUGCUUUGUGGGACAUCGAAACUGCCCAGCAGACUACCACAUUCACUGGGCAUUCUGGAGAUGUGAUGAGUCUUUCUCUGAGUCCUGACAUGAGGACUUUUGUUUCUGGUGCUUGUGAUGCCUCUUCAAAAUUAUGGGAUAUUCGAGAUGGAAUGUGUAGACAGUCUUUCACUGGACAUGUGUCAGAUAUUAAUGCUGUCAGUUUUUUCCCAAAUGGAUAUGCCUUUGCCACCGGCUCUGAUGAUGCCACUUGCCGGCUUUUUGACCUCCGUGCAGACCAAGAAUUACUGCUGUAUUCUCACGACAAUAUUAUCUGUGGAAUCACCUCUGUAGCUUUCUCAAAAAGUGGGCGCCUCCUGUUAGCUGGUUAUGAUGACUUCAAUUGUAAUGUAUGGGACACGCUAAAAGGAGAUCGUGCGGGUGUUCUUGCUGGUCACGAUAACCGGGUCAGCUGUUUAGGUGUAACAGAUGAUGGCAUGGCUGUGGCAACAGGCUCUUGGGACAGUUUUCUUAGAAUCUGGAAUUAAUAGCAUGUGCAGGUUUUUCUGUUCUCCGUUGCUAUCUGGAGAAAUCAGUGCUACAGCCUAUAGCUGUGAGAAGAAAAUUCUACCUUAUAUUUGCAGGUGAAGAUUUUUCUAUUGAGAUAAUUAUAUACAAAAAGCAGCUUUCAGUAAACUAUAAAACAAAAAAGUGGAAAAAAAAAAAAAAAGGCAAGGGUGCUUGCUGAGA